AUGGACUUUCAAAGCAAAGGAAAGACGGCAGAAUGUUCACAGUACCAGCAAAUGUUGCACAGAAAUCUUGUAUACUUAGCCACGAUAGCAGACUCCAAUCAGAACAUGCAGUCUCUACUUCCAGCUCCACCUACUCAGAAUAUGCCAAUGGGACCUGGUGGGAUGAACCCGAGCGGCCCCCCUCCUCAGCCACCUCAUGGUCACAACAUGCCGUCUGAGGGGAUGGUAAGUGGCGGCCCUCCUGCCCCACACAUGCAGAACCAGAUGAAUGGACAGAUGCCUGGCCCAAAUCACAUGCCAAUGCAAGGUCCCGGUCCUGGGCCUAACCAGCCUCCCAACAUGCAGAGCGGCGCCAUGAACAUGCCUCCCAGCAGCCACGGCUCAAUGGGUGGAUACAACCACACAGUCCCCUCGUCGCAGGGCGUGCCCGCACAGAGCCAAAUGAACAUGACCCAGGGACAGGCCAUGGGCAACUAUGGGCCACGACCAAACAUGAACAUGCCGCCAAAUCAAGGUCCAAUGAUGCACCAGCAGCCUCCCUCGCAGCAGUACAAUAUGCCCCCCGGUGGUGGAGGGCAACAUUACCAAGGGCAGCAGAACCCCAUGGGCAUGAUGGGUCAGGUUAACCAGGGCAAUCAUGUCAUGGGCCAGAGACCAAUGCCUCCUUACAGACCCCCACAGCAAGGACCCCCUCAGCAGUAUCCGGGGCAGGAAGACUACUAUGGGGACCAAUACAGUCAUGCAGGACAGGGAACAACAGAAGGUAAUGCGCAGUAUGGCCAGCAGCAGGAGGCUUACCAGCAAGGCCCGCCACAGCAGCAGGGAUAUCCUCCUCAGCAGCAGUACCCAGGACAGCAGGGCUACCCCCCACAGCAGCAAGCCUACGGUCCUUCCCAAAGCGCUCCCGGCCAGUAUCCAAACUAUCCGCAGGGCCAGGGGCAGCAAUAUGGGGCCUAUCGCCCCCCGCAGCCUGGCCCUCCACAAGGACAACAACAGCGCCCUUACGGUUACGACCAGGGCCAAUACGGAAACUACCAGCAAUGA
Molecule: messenger RNA, 1044 nt
Organism: Knipowitschia caucasica
Lineage: Eukaryota; Metazoa; Chordata; Actinopteri; Gobiiformes; Gobiidae
Source: the annotation of a GenBank genome assembly